UUACCCGAACUACAGAUAAAUUUUCAUUUUAUACCUCCAUAUUCUCUUCAUUUUGGAGGUAUUUGGGAGGCUGCAGUCAAAUCAGUUAAAACUCUUUUGCGUCGUGUCUUAAAUUUGACACACUUAGUUUAUGAAGAGCUUUCAACGUGUUUGUAUCAGAUAGAGGCAAUCUUGAAUUCAAGACCUCUUACUCCUUUGUCUACCGACCCGACAGACCUAUCCUUUUUAACUCCAUCUCAUUUUUUAAUUGGACGGCCACUUCUCUCUGUACCCUAUCCCCAACUUGAAAAUACAAACAUCAACGUCCUUCAACGUCAUCAAAGAAUAGAGAAGCUCAGACAGCAUUUUUGGAGUCGCUACUCUCAAGAAUACAUCUAUCAACUUCAACAAAAACAGAAAUGGCAAACUUCUUCUGGGAAACUACAAAUCGGAGAUAUGGUGCUCAUCAAGGAGUCCAACGUGCCACCUUUGCUUUGGCUCUUGGGUAAAGUCACAAAGCUAACAAAGGGUAGCGACGGAGUCGGUCGAGUUGCCGAAAUACAAACAAAAAAGGGCACUUUAAUUCGGAGCUUCAAUAACAUGUGCCCUCUUCCGAUUCAUCAAUAACCAAAACAACAUUGAAGAUCAUACUUCAAGGCCCGGGA
Molecule: messenger RNA, 644 nt
Organism: Aricia agestis (brown argus)
Lineage: Eukaryota; Metazoa; Arthropoda; Insecta; Lepidoptera; Lycaenidae
Exons: 1
Molecular function (GO): nucleic acid binding
Source: RefSeq, a predicted model, not a curated record